This is a messenger RNA of Cyphellophora europaea CBS 101466, 513 nucleotides long. RefSeq lists its product as uncharacterized. The record is from RefSeq and is a predicted model, not a curated record. Lineage: Eukaryota; Fungi; Ascomycota; Eurotiomycetes; Chaetothyriales; Cyphellophoraceae. The transcript is spliced from 2 exons. Bases 1 to 513 code for a protein of 170 amino acids.
AUGAAGUAUACCGGCGUGAUUGCAGCUUUCGCUGCCGUGGCUGCUGCCCAAUCUGUCACCUCCACCGGAAGCUCCAGCACACCCACUGGCUCCAGCAGCUCGUGUGAUGCUCAAAACAUUUUGGAUGCCUGCAAGGCCACUAUCCAGGGCCAGAUCAACACCUGCAAGGCCAACGACUACAGCUGCUUGUGCGAGAACUAUGGCAACCUCCUAACGUGCUACAACAACUGCCCCAACGACAUCGGCGUGGGGACCGUCCAGCAACAGCGCGACCAGAACUGCAAUGCCGCGUCCGUCUAUGGCACCACCACGAGUUACGGCACUGCCUCGUCGACUGCAUCUUCCGCUUCUGCUACUGGCUCCGAUUCCGAGACCGCAGCCCACAGCGGCUUUGCCUCCGCAACCGAGUCCGAUGGCGCCCAGUCCACCAACUCCGACAGCGGAGCCGCCGCUCUCCAGAUUGGUGCCAAUCUGCUCUUCGCUGCUGGUACUGCUGCAUACCUCUUCUUGUGA